Molecule: messenger RNA, 2445 nt
Organism: Aureobasidium vineae
Lineage: Eukaryota; Fungi; Ascomycota; Dothideomycetes; Dothideales; Saccotheciaceae
Source: the annotation of a GenBank genome assembly
AUGAUGCAAGGCAUGUCCUUUCCUCCACACCCGACGGGCAUGCAACCAGGCGUGCCCCACGGUCAUCCUGGAAUGCCUCCCAAUGCUCAGCAUAUGGGCCAGCCGAUGCAGAUGCCUGGUGUCUCGGGUCCUGGUGCUCCUCACAUGGGUCAACCAGCUAUGAUGGGCAUGCAACCCGGCCAGCAGAACAUGCCUCCCGGUAUGGGUCCCGGCCCGGGUGGUGGCAUGAUGCCGCAGCAGUCGAUGGGCGGUCCCGGUGCAAACGCUAUGGCAAUGAGCCAUCUCAACCCCCAGACCCACAUGAUGCAACAGCACCAUCAGAUGCAGCAAGCAAUGGCCAACAACCCCCAAUUGAUGAUGCAGCAGCAACACAUGGCGCGUCAACGGCAGAUGAUGGCAGCGCAACAAGCCCAGCAACAACAACAGCAGCAGCAGCAACAGCAGCAGCAACAGCAGCAGCAGAUGAACGGUAUGGGGAUGGGAAUGGGCAUGAACGGCCAUCCGGGCAUGAGCCCUCAGCAAUUCGCUCAGAUGCAGGCAAAUCCCGCCUUCCAGAAUGCCCAAAUGGCCAAUCUGCCGCCUCAACACAUCAUGCAGAUUCAACAAAUGCGACAGAUCCAAGCCGCCCAAGCUGCUCAGCAACACGCAGCGCAACAACAACAGCAGCAGCAGCAACAGCAGACGCCGCAUCCUCAGGGUCCUCAGGCUCCUGCAACACCUCAGUUGCAGCAACAGUCAAUGGCGCAACACAUGGCAAUGCAGCACGCUUCAUCUCAGGCGUCGCACCAGAGUGCGCCCCCAAACAACCAGCCUCCGCCACAGCAGCCGCCGCCAGCUCAGAUGAGAAGCCAAUCGCAAAUCCCAUCUGGUCCUGAAGGUCAGGGCCAAGCAUCGCAGCAUGCUCAACCCCAGCCUCAACAGCCUCAGCAACCCCAAGGACAACCUCAGCCCCAACAGCAACAACAACAACAGCAGGCGCAACAACAGCAACAGCCUCCUCAGCCCCCCAGUGCCCAUCCCACACCACAGAUGCAGGCACAGACGCUACCUCUACAGCCUCCCUCUUCGCAGCCUCAGCAGCCCAACCAGCAAACUCCUCAGCAACCGGGUUCCGCUCAAUCUCAAAACCAGCCGCAGAAUGCGCAACAGCAACAGCAGGCGCAGCAGCAAGCCCAGGCACAGCAGCAGCAGAUGCAGAAUGCUCAGCAGCAACAGCAACGCCACCAGAUGAUGAACAUGAACAACAUGAAUAUGAUGCGUCAACAGCAGGCUAUGGCUGCUCAACAACAACAACAGCAGCAGCAACAGCAGCCAAGUCGUGCGACCAACGGGCAAUUCAUCCUCAAGCUGAUCCAAUUCUCUGACCACCUCAGCGCGUUCAACGCAAGUUUCAUGAUCAGCGCCUCCUCACUCGCACGGUACUACUGGACAUGGUUCGACAGUGGUGUGCAAAACAUACAACUGCAGCUAGAGGGCGUGAGAGAGAUCCCUGCCACCAACAAUGCUCACUGGGUGACGUGCACCCGUGCUCGCUACAUCUUCUGGUUUGCAAACAACACUCAAGUAGAUCCUCUCCUGAAUCCUUUCGAAUCGCUCGAGUUCGAAGUGUCCAAGACAGAGGAAUUCAUCCCACGCUCCGAACUCGCGCGUGUCGUCGCCCAGGGCUCACCCCUGAUGAACAAAAGUCCCAAGAUGAGCAGAACACCGGCUAAGAAGGCAAUGCAAAAGGCACAAGGCGGUCUUCAGCUCGAAGAUUUCCCAUCCGCCCCUGUCAAUGAAUACGCCGUCACCCCCGCUGUUAUGCAAUACCUUGAGGUAGCGGAAACCAUCUUCUUCAUGAAGGACCUGAUGGAGUACUCUCAGAAAAACGAGCUCCGGCCCCACGACGCCAUGAACCAGAUGGUCGCCCAGAUCGAGGAGGGGCAACAAUUCGGCCAGUCUCAAAACAUGGUUCCAAACCCCAUGCAACCCAACCACGCUCAGAUGGCUCUGCAAAGAAACGGCAUUGUUCAGCCCCUGCCUCAGGGUGCCGGCACUCCCAACCAGGCCCACAUGCAGUUGCCUGGCCAAACGCCCAUAUAUUCCUCGCCGUCAGUCCCCCACAUGAAUUUGCCGAUGCAGCACCUGAACGGGCAACAGAUGAUGGCUAUGAAUGGCUCACCUCACAUUGCACACCCGGGCUUGCCCGGUGGCUCUUUGAUGGCUCCCAACCACAUGAUGGGACAGAUGCACCACUCCCCAAGCCCGCACAUGGGCCCACCGAUGAUGGUGCCGCAGCACUCGCAGCAAGGCAACAACCCAACUGGUGCGCAUCAGUCCACAUCGACAAGCCCAAACCUGAGUAGUAAGCGUCGGCGUUCACAAGUCAAGCUUGAAGGUGAUGACGGACUAGAAGGACCACCUUCACAACGCAUGAAACCUAGUCCAGGCCUCAAGAAGAAGUGA